Messenger RNA from Helicoverpa armigera (cotton bollworm), 3064 nucleotides. RefSeq lists its product as uncharacterized. The transcript is spliced from 10 exons. NCBI's taxonomy places the organism in Eukaryota, Metazoa, Arthropoda, Insecta, Lepidoptera, Noctuidae. The record is from RefSeq and is a predicted model, not a curated record. The coding region runs from base 58 to 2625 and encodes 855 amino acids.
UUAUCAGAUGCGAACGUUCUUUAACGGAUGUCUGAUUAAUCAUAGUAAUUCCCCUUGAUGAGUAGUUUUUUGUUAUAUUUUUUGGUGUCUAUUAAUAGUUCGCGAUUACUCGGUCAGUGGCAAACCGAUAUUUUUGAUUGUAAAAUGAAAUCCAAUUAUGUGUUACGUUUGUUGCUAAUUUUAGUGUGCGCAUUAAUUGGAAUACACUCUCAAAUGUGUAUUACAUUAAAAUUUACAACAAGAUUAGUCCCGGAGACGUUUCUUACUUACGACCUUAACGACGAGUUUGUUUUGAUUACCAAGAAGACAUAUGCAACGAAAUACGACAUUACGGAACACAAAAUUUGCUGUGACGGAUACAAAAUAGAAGACGGCGAGGAACCUAGCAACACGACAUGCAAACCUGAAUGUCACUCAGAUUGUAAGAAUGGCUACUGCAAGCGCCCUGACGAGUGCGCGUGUAACGCUGGGUACACACUGCGCAAUGACACCUGCACUCCGCACUGUGAGCACUGUGAGCACGGCGCCUGCGUCGCUCCUAACAUGUGCUGGUGCGACGCCGGGUACAGAAUCGAGGACGGCAUCUGUCAGCCCGUGUGCACCACUCCUUGUGUCCACGGCACCUGUGUAGCCCCAGACACGUGCCAAUGUCUUCCUGGGUACAGAAAAACUACAAAGAUUGCAUGUUACUGUUGCACUACUAUGGUAUGUAAAUAUAGUACAACCUGUAGCUGCGGCUUGUAUUUACACUUACGGAAAGAAGAAACUGAAUCGAACGAAUGCGUUCCUGAAUGUAAUCGUCCAUGUGGUAAUGGAACCUGUGUUAAUCCGAACCAAUGCGAAUGCUUUCCAGGGUACUCAGUCAAUAACUAUACCCAGAUGGAUCCUUUGGACACACCCGUGUGUGUGUUAACGGACGAAAUAAGUACCACAAGGGCACCUACGACUAGCCUUCCGUUGAGUAAAACGACAACAUACAAAUUAUUAACCGAAUCAAACACUACGGCAUCUUCAAAAAAUCUAUAUUUUACUAAGGUUCAUAAUUUUACAACUGUUGUCCAUAAUUUUGAAAGCACAACAACGCCUGAAAGUAAAUUAUUAACAGAUGUAAACUACCCGAUGGCCAUAAACGCUACAACAAUGGUACCUACAGACGUGACAUUAACCAACAAGGCAGAAUACGGGUCUACUACCACCACCGUGUCAUACUUUGUAAGCGAUAUGACCGUUACCGAAGGAGCAAAACUUAACAUCACAAGCACUGAAAGAAUAAAUGCUGAGUCAUGGAUGCAACAAAAUGGAAUAUUCGUUUGGAUAUCAGUUGUGUUACUAUUAGUUGGAAUCAUAAUACUAUUAGUUUGGCGACGGAUACCAAUGAGGAUUAUCGACAGGUUCAGAGGAAGAAGUUAUUAUGUCUACAGAUAUCAUAAUGCGGACUUGUUCAACAUUAAAUGUUAUUACGCUAACACGUUAGCGAAAAUAAAAAUGUUAAUAAAUCCUGUGAUUUUCGUGCUGAUUAUAGUUUCUACAUUAGUGGAUGUAGAGUGUCAAGUUUGUUUCAAAGCAGUAAGGGGAUAUGUUGCGAGAAGGAGGUUUAUUAUAACUAGAAUCUGCUGCGAAGGAUACACCUUAGAAGCUGACCAUAAGGAAGUCAGUGUGGAUACUUGCAAACCGAUUUGCACAACAAACUGCACGAAUGGCUACUGCAAGCGCCCUGACGAGUGCGCGUGUAAUGCUGGGUACACACUGCGCAAUGACACCUGCGCGCCGCUCUGUGAAGACUGUUCGCAUGGCGACUGCGUCACUCCGGGCACCUGCCGGUGCUCCGCCGGGUACGAUCUCGUGGCCGGCACGUGUCAGCCCGUGUGCACCACUCCUUGUGUCCACGGCACCUGUGUAGCCCCAGACACGUGCCAAUGUCUUCCCGGGUACAGACAAAGUGAUUUAAAGGGCAGUGAUUGUGAACCAAUAUGUUCCAGCGGUUGCAUUUAUGGUGAUUGCAAGGCUCCGGAAAAAUGCGUCUGUCACUCGGGUUGGCGGAACAGUAAUGGCACUUGCUCACCAGUAUGCAACGUUCCAUGUGGUAAUGGCACUUGUAUUUUCCCAAACGUAUGCGCGUGUUUUUUGGGAUACAGAAAUACUAUGUUAAGAAGCCGAGGUGUAGAUGACGCUCCAGUGUGUAAACCUGUUUGCAAAAAUUGCAAUGGCGUCUGUAUUGCCCCUAAUCAAUGUAAAGAGGAAACUCAAACAAUGAUUGCACUCGCAACGACAAGCACAAACAGCCCUAACAAUAAUCUGACAGUCGGUAUUCUAAUGACUCAGUCAUAUUCUUCAUUUUACUGGAGUUCUACGGAAAACUUAGAUCAUAUCGAGAACUCUACUGUCACAUUGGAAAAACUUACGGAAUAUUCAUGGAUGAAAGAGCAUCAAAUUAUUCUGAUAUCGCUUGUGGUAAUCGUUACUACUGGGAUAGUAGUGUUCAUUGUUUGGCAACGACUACCUAUGAAGAUCAUAUAUUUCUUUAAAGGCAAGAACUAUAACAUUAAAGGUGCCGGUCUAAGAAGAAAUAUCAGCAACUCAUUUGUAAACAUACAGUUCUUAUCACAACUUGAAUCACGGAGUUGAAUCGUUAUUGUUAAUUUCAGAUACAUUUUUAAACUAAGGUAGUUGUUUUAUGCAGGUAUUUAAAAACACUAUUCAGUUUUAAACUGAUUACGUAUAGAGCGUGGCUCGUUGUUUUACUAGGUGGAUCGUGAAACUGAAUAAUUUAUUAUUAUGGCCUACUUAGGAUCGAAUUGCUACGCAAUCUGAACAGAAAGGUUUUCCGUGUCUUAUUGCAUAUAAUUACGGUAAUGGUUUCUUUGAAUCGCAUGAUUAAAUCGGACGAGUUUCGAGGAGAGAAAAUAAUUUUGUAUAAUAAAAUGAUGAUCGUAACGACUCAAUAUGGGUAUUUUUGUUUUACACAGUACUUUCCUUGCGAAAUUAAACAUUUGUAGUAAGAAAAUACUUUGAUUGAAUGCCACCCUUGCAUAAUUGCUAAUGUUAAUUAAAUUAGGAUUUAUUA